CUGUCGAGUUUUGUCGGUCAUUCGUUGUGUCGUUCGCGCGCGUUGCACCGACCAGAGCGUUUCGUUUGGCAUUUUGCCUGAUAUUGGUAUUUUGCAUUCGAACGGUUUGUUUAUAAAAACUGAUAAAAACGUGCAUCGAUUAUUAGCUUGAUAGUCGGGUACAGUUUAUCGAACACAUUUUCAUGUAGUACAAGGAUUUAAUAACCGUGUACGCGAUAGUGGAAUCUGAAAUAAACAAGAAACGGUUUAACACCGCUGUGAGCUUCUGAGCUUCGUGUUCCAAAAAAAAAUCCUGCGAAUUACUCAAAAAUCGCCCAGACGCCAGUCAGACAGCUUGUUUGUUUACUUUUUUGUUUUUUUUUUAGUUUCGUUUCUUUUUUUUUUCGUUCGCGAGUGAUAUACGUAAGUGAACAUAACAUAGAGAAGUUGCAAAAACCGAUCGAAAAUGUGUCCUGACUCUACAGAGGUCACGGAUCAAGUGUAGACUACACAAGUUCUUGUGAAAAUCUUUAUUCUGAAAAGAAAACGUAAAAUAAAAAACAAAGCAAAAUAACAAAAAUUCAUAUCCAGCGUUAAAACGACGAUCGAGGAGGAAACAUGGAAGUCAACAUCGAGAGGGAGUGCAGCGCGCUGGGCGGCCUCUUUCAACAAAUCAUCGUCGAUAUGAAGAACGGCACACCUCUCUGGGAAGAUCUGAUAUCGAAAGCUACGAAGUUGCACACGUGUUUGAGAGCUGCGAUUCUGGCAAUCUCCGCCUACUUGGAAGCAUUUCAAAAAAUUGCAGAUGCAGCCACCAGUGCCCGAGGGGCUACCAAAGAAAUUGGAACUGCUUUAACGAGAAUAUGUUUGCGUCACAAAGCUGUCGAAGCUCGUAUGAAAACUUUCACAAGUGCCAUCAUGGACUGCCUCGUUAUGCCGCUACAGGAAAAACUCGAAGAUUGGAAGAAAUCACUCGUCAAUUUGGACAAGGAACAUGCCAAAGAAUACAAAAGGGCGAAAACAGAACUGAAAAAACGAUCGACGGACACCUUGAGAUUACAAAAGAAGAAGGCUCGUAAAAUUCAGGGUCAAGGUCAAGGACAAUGUACAGGAGGAGAUUUGGAAUUAUGUAAACUUUUGGAAUCAUCAGCUGCGGUGGUCAGAGAAAAAAGACUUGGAUUAGAAGAAACUGAAAGAAAAGCUGUGCGAGCUGCGCUCGUUGAGGAACGUGGACGAUUUUGUUUACUAGCCAGAUUUCUUAAGCCGGUAUUAGACGAGGAAAUUGCUAUGUUAAUGGAGCUAACACACCUUCAGGAAGUGUCGGAUCAACUACAGAGGCACACCGCAUCCCCAAAUCAUCUGCCACCUGCUUCUGAACAGGUGAUCACGGAUAUCAAGGGAUGCGAUACUACACAGUGGUCGUUGACCACACCUCCUUCGAGUCCCUCCCUAUCUUUAGGGUCGAGGAAAAGUUCCAUGUGCUCCAUAAGCUCACUCAACAGCAGCAGCAGUGGUUCGUGCAAAAGUCAUCCGAGUCCGUCUGGCCAUCCGUGGCACAGGUCUCUGUCUCAGCCUGUUGGUGUAUCUAUAAGGCCAAUCAGCACAAGUGGGAUGGUUACGUUGCGCCACUUGACUAGCGGGAGUUCACGAGAUUCCGGGUUCACUUCUCAAGACACUCUUUAUGCCCAGCCUAUUAGCGAACAUCAGGUAUCGAAUGUAUCGUCACACAGUAAUCAGAGUACAGGAUCUACCACCAUGAGGCCCGUUACUACUUCCACAUGGCCCGAUUUACAAGAGUCAUCUAUUCAAUUCGACAGACAGGGUCAAAAUACGAUUAACGAACGACCGCAUACCAUAUCUUCUGCAUACGAGAAAGGUCAUCAUCAACGGCCAGCGCUGAGCGUCUACACGUUUCAAGCACCGGAAGGUACUGGUACUGGGUCAAGUUGUUGCCACAGUCAACCGGCGUCUCCAGUUUCUUCGUCUUCUUCAUGUUCUUCGUCGAACCAACAGCAAACUCAUCUGCAAAACCAACAACAAACUCAUGUACAAAAUCAACAGAAUCGUGUUCAACUACGAAAUAACAGACCUCCGAUCCCAAGUCGGUGUUCUAGCCUCGAGCGACCGAUCGUUCCGGCUAAAAAUGAUCCUCCUGGGAGUCCUAGAGGAAAACCUAAACUUCCGAUACCGGCACACCUCGCUAAAGAAUUACCUGCACAUCAGCUACAACAACCGAUGUAUGUAAACAUGCACGAAUUGGCUAGUCUGGCUGCUAGUCGGGCACAAGAAAUGCAACAACUUCCACCUCCGCCACCACCAGCUUCCACCGCUCAUACAGAUAAAACCGAUGCUUCAGAAAAAGACGGUGGCAGUUUGACUUCCGAAUCUAGCCUGGAAUCUAGUAGCGGUUAUGGUAGUCAGACAACUCUUCCUCAUGUUCAACCUCAAUCGCAAAUUUCAUGCCAAGGAGUUGACGAUGAAAAUUCCAUGAAUCAACAAGAGAAAGUGGCCAUAGAUCCCGAGGAGAAUGCUGCUUCUCAAUGCACUCUGCGACGUCAAGAAAUGACUAAAACGUCACGUCGUCCAUUGUCUAUGAGUGCUGCCUAUUCUACUGGUUUGGGUUUAACGAGACAGCAAAACCAAAACCAAAAUCAGAUGAAAAGUGCUACUUUAUUACCGCGUAGAGGAUCUAUGCAACAAGCUGUAAGACCAGCGCCACCGGUCAGACGUACAUCUACGAUUAUUGGCGGUACGUUUAACCCACUGAUUAACAACCCCAGCACAUUCAACAGCGAUGACAAUAAUAAGAAAGAUGGAAUCAAAGAUGACGCACGUGACGAAGCUGAUAAUCUGCCGCCACCGCCAGCUUUCUUACUGGAAAGCACUUCCCCAACGCCAACGCCCACUCCGCAGCGAUCCAUCUCUGUAUCAGAGACUGUUCGGACACUGACUGAGCUCCGUCACACACCAGCGAGUCCAUCUUUCCUACGUAAGCUCGCUAAUUCUCAACAAAAUAAUAAUUCGGUAACAACCACCGUUGCCUCUACUACAGCAACUACCAAUACAUUGAUAAGGCGAACCCAAAGUAUAGAUCGCACAAGUACAAUACGUUCGCAUUCUCAAGAUCGUAGCUCCUUAUCAACAACGGUGGGCCAGCAGGCUUACAGCCAAGGAGGGGGUCAAGGUCCCGGGGGAGUUGGGCAAGGAUUUAUGGCUGUACUUAGUGCUAAACUAGUCCCAUCCUCUCUUUUGUCUAACAACGUUACCGGUAGCACAAAUACUAACGUUAACAGUGGAAGUCCAAAAUCAUCGCGGCGACAGUCAGUUGAACAACAAUCUAAUAGAAAUUCCAGGGCUCCGUCCAGCUUCCUUGGAACCUUGAACGCCAAACUGGCCCACCAACAGCAGCAAGGUGGUCAAAAUCCAGUUAUUAAUACGGCAAAUCGGUCGGCAAGUGUUAGGCGAAUAAUGGGUAACAGAGUUCCGAUGGUUGAUUUGGAUCCCCUGCAGGUCAGGGAUUCUCUAAUGGAUCAAAUAAGGCGUGGUACUUCCCUACGGAAAACCAGCGGGCCCAUUAACGACUGUUCUGCACCAAAAAUAUACUAGAUUUCUCAUUUGAUCGACUCGCGAAAACGACAAAAUAAAAUAGACAACUAUGAGAACGAUAAUCAAAAUACAUAAUUAAAAUAACAAACAAUUAAUUUAUAUUGUUAAUAAAUAUUUUCUAUCUUUUGUUUUCAAUUUUUUAAUUCAUUUUUUUUUGCGCACAGUCUCGUGUAAUUCUGUUUGGUAUAAUACUGACUAAAAUUAACAUGACCGUUCGAAAAUUCGAAUAAUAACGAGAAAUGAGAUGAAAUUAGCGUACCAAACGAAGAUAUCUAAUCUGAUUAUUUUCUCAUUGCUUUCACUUUGUUAUCAAAUUUCCUUAUUUUUUACUAAUGUGCUUAUCGAUAAGGUGUGUUCUUGCUCCAACUGCCAAUCUUUACAAGCGUUGAUAAUAUAAUCUUAAUAUUCAGCCAUCAUUAAAAUGAAAUGAAAAUAUCAGAUCGUGACAUUUUUCAUUUUAGCUAACCAUACGCGUAAUGAAAAUGUUAAAAUGAUCGUCUGCUCAAAAAUUACGAGCGUUGAAUACGUCCUCCAUGAUUUUUUUUUUUUUUUUCUAAAUGAUUUCGGCUUCUAUGCUGCUAUAAUAUUCAAUGAUUCCAAUUUGAAAUGUAAUAAUUGAAAAAGUAUUGAUAAUGUAAUAUAACUAGAUACAAGAAAGAAAAAAAAAACACAAAAAAACAACAAAAAAACCAUGAAUAAAAAUAAACAUAAAUAAUAAAUAAAUAAAUGUAUAAAACCGAAUAUACACAUUCAUCUUACAGUACUUGAGACAAGGCCGGAAGGUUUAGUAGGUGUUGGGAUAUUUGUAUGUUAUUUUCAUACGUAGAAAAUAAACAAUAAUUUAUUUGAAUUGACAAAUGCCUUAGGUACAAAUAUGUAUAGAAACUUAAUAUCUCUCCGAUUAUAAAAAAAAAAAGAAGAAAACAUGUAAGUAACGAAAAUGGGUUUAUUUACGUUAAUUAUUCUUUAAUUUGAACUAAACAAUUUAUUUUUUUCCAAAAUCUAGCUCUGUAUUCCUUUAUUGAUAGUGUCUCAAAUUUGUUAUAGACUAUAUCGACUAUUUUUUUCAUGAUUACGAUUAUGAUUAGGAUUAUUUGUUCUUUUGAUAAAAGGAUUAAAGAAAAAGUAAGAGAGAAAAACGGACAAUACUAAUCGAUUAGAACGUCUGUAUAUUGUUAUUAAUUGAUAAUAAUAAAACGUGAUAACUGAAACGUCUAGGAUGUUAAACAUGAAAUACGAAAUAAGUCAAAUCGCGUCAUUGUAGUAUAGCUUUGAUCUGAUUGAAUGAUUGUCAAUUGUGAUUUGUUGUUUAUGAAAAUGCGAACAAAUAAUCUCUCAUUAAAAAUGUUCGUUUUCAUGUUAUAUUUUUCUCAUUUAUUUACAUAUGUAUAAAUCACCUCACUGGCACUGGGCAGAAAUGUUAGGGUAUCCCUAUAUCUUGUAACUUCAAAAUCAUUCCUUUCAACUUGUACUAAUUAUCAAGAAGUCUUGUAUGUACACAAUUAACUGAACUUUUGUAUGAAUAAUUUUCUUCUCCGUCAGACAUGUUUGUUACGUUUCCAGAACUUUAUUCGCCCGGAGUAAAUUAGUGAGUUUACACAUAUCGACAGGUCAAUGUAAAUGACCUAGCAUUGUAUUGUUAACAGAGACUAAAGUCAACAAUCUUAAUCACAUUUAAAUCGAUUUUAGUCUUAAAUUUGUUCGCAAACCCCCCCAUGAGAAUAUUGUAUAAUGUGUGAAAGUGAAUAAUAAUCAUUACGUAAGACUGUGCCACUUCAAUGGCUCAUUAUGAUUGAAACUUUGGUUCCCAAAAUUUUAUGUAGCAAUCACCAAUGUAUAAUAUUAAUGUCCGUAGUAGUUAUACACGCAUAAAUAUUGUGUAUUAUAAAUUAUCUGUUACUAUUAAUAAUAAUAAUCAGAACAGUUACGCGUAAUAAUUAAUGUUAGGGUCGAACCAUUUGGUGGAAAUACUUUGGUUUUUUUUUGCCAAAUUGUCUGAUAAAAGCUUCGAAGAAGCGAUUGGAAACGGUUACACAACUUAAAAUACACUUGAUUCGAUUAUACCACGCAAGUUAUUUUGUAUGAUACGGUUUGAUGAAUAGACGAGGACAAGAAAAAAAAAAAACCACCUAACCGAGCACUGUAAAUAUAUUCUGCUACCUUCUAGCUUAACGGUUUGUGGAUUUGAUAAAUAUAUGUAAUCUAUGUAUGCGAAAACAUGGAACUGAAAGGGCAACAAAAGUAAGAAUAGAUGUGUCUUCGUUGCACGGUUGGUUCAUUGCUUUUACUUUCUAUUUAUUUAUUUUCAUUUUAGUUCAUUUCAUCUUCUUACGUUAUAUAUUUUUUUUUUUGUUUUACAAUAAAUUCCUCGCCCUGAUUUAUAGACAUAUAUUAUUUCAGCGAUCAAUCUACAAGAUUUCUAUGAUCAAACUGUAAAGUCUGUCGAUACGUAAGAGACAUGAUAUAUUGAUCUGUUGCAACGUCGUCUGGGUUCAUUUAUAUCAUUUGUAUUAAUUUAUAUUUCUUUUUUGUUCAAGAAAAGCAAUCCUAUGAAAUAAUAAUAACUAUAACGAUAAUAAUUCUAAUUCUAAUAAUAAUAAUAAUAAUAAUAAUAAUAUCUUACUAAUAGUACGUAAGUGACGUAAAAAUAUUUUUCUUUCAUAUACAUUUUUUUCAUCCAAUUAAUAAAAACAAAGAUCGACGAUUAAGAAAUACACGAGAAAAAAAAUAAUUUAAAUAAACUUCGAGAAGAGGAGAAAAUAUAAUCGCUAUUAUUUACUAGGGGUUCCACGAAGCCAAAUGAUGAAAUAUUAUAUCGCAAUUACAGACUGUAAUGUCGAAACAUGAAAUAAAACGAUGAUUAAAAAUUUUUUUGUUCUAAAUUACUGAUUUUUGAGGGAUAGAGAAAAAUUGAAGAAAAUUACUGGUUUAACGAUAAACACCUUUCAAGCACUGUUGCUAUAGGAUUAGGUAUUUUCAAUAUACAUCAUAGGACAUGUACGUCGAUUCGUGGUAAUGAAUUGAUAUUUUAUUUAAAAUUAGUAUCUGAAGAUAAUGAUUGUUAACUUGUAAUAACUAUUAAGGUAUCAGUGGAAAGAUAUGAUGAAAGAAAUCGGGGGGAAACAAAAAAUAAAUGAAUAGGAAUAAAAAAAGAAUAAUAAAUCACUUGACAAGUAAAUUACUAGCUGAUUUGAUUAAAACCAAAUGACUGGAUUAAUCGAUUUUUUGUUUUUAUUUCGACGAAACAGCCCCGAGAGUAAAAUUUAAUACCUCAAUAAUUCUCCCUAAAGAAUCAGACGAUAUUGAGACUCUUUGUUCUGCGUCGGAAUUGAAAGAUUUUCUUUAUUAUUUACAGUUCAUUAUUUCAGAAAUAAAAAAAAUUAUAAUGUAGUAGUAUCAACUUUGAUAUAUCAUGAGUUACUUAUAAACUAACUACGAAAUAUCGUAUAUUGUAACAGCGAUAAACUAAUUACCUUCGUGGCAUUACCGAUUAAAAUUAGAUAUCGGAUAAGACUAAAGUUUGUCUCUUUUUCAUCGUUUUUCUUUUUUUCUUCUUCUCUGUAUAUAGUUUAAAAUGUUGACGUCAACGACAAAAAGAAAUAAAUAAAUACAUUUAAAAAAAAA
Molecule: messenger RNA, 7209 nt
Organism: Athalia rosae (coleseed sawfly)
Lineage: Eukaryota; Metazoa; Arthropoda; Insecta; Hymenoptera; Athaliidae
Exons: 16
Coding region: 598-3585 (995 amino acids)
Biological process (GO): cell projection assembly; plasma membrane organization
Cellular component (GO): actin cytoskeleton; cytoplasmic side of plasma membrane
Molecular function (GO): actin binding; phospholipid binding
Source: RefSeq, a predicted model, not a curated record